Messenger RNA from Hipposideros armiger (great roundleaf bat), 3108 nucleotides. It is a transcript of the gene CRTC2, whose product is annotated as CREB regulated transcription coactivator 2. NCBI's taxonomy places the organism in Eukaryota, Metazoa, Chordata, Mammalia, Chiroptera, Hipposideridae. Gene Ontology annotation, cellular component: cytoplasm; nucleus. The record is from RefSeq and is a predicted model, not a curated record. Bases 747 to 2693 code for a protein of 648 amino acids. Gene Ontology annotation, molecular function: cAMP response element binding protein binding. The transcript is spliced from 14 exons. Gene Ontology annotation, biological process: protein homotetramerization; positive regulation of transcription by RNA polymerase II.
GUGGGCGGAGAGAGGACACGGGCCCCUGGGGCCCGGCGGAGGUCGGAGGUGGGUGGUCCUUGUGCAUCCCUGACUGAGCCCUCUCGGGGACUCCUGAAGCAUCCCCGAUGUGGGGUUAUGGGUUGGGGGGAUGGCCUGCCUGUCCUAGUCUGGCACCUCUGCGUUGGUAAUCUCCUCCAAUCUGGCCCCUCUGCUCCGUUGUGCCACCCUCGGCACUUCAGUACCUCCGGGAAAGGGCCCCUUGAGUGGUUUGAACGGCGGCAUCGGGUAUAGUGGGGCAGGAAGUCCCCUCCUGCGUCCCGUCCCUUUGCUUCCUUUUUCAAAUACUUCUUGUGGUUUCCUGACGUGAAUGAAGGUGAGGUCCAUUGCUCACAGACUGGUGGUGCGUGGUGUGUUGCCGUGGGCGCCGUGGAGAGAGGCAGGGCUUUGAGUCUCCAAAGCGAGACCCCGUCGGCUAUAGGUUGUGUGGAACCCGGUGGUUUGCUGAGCUUUCUAGGGAGACGGCGGCUUUGUGGGUCAGCCAUGGGGUGGCCUGGAGGGUCUUCUCUGUGUAGGGAAUAUUCAUUCCUAGGAAGUUCCAGAAAGAAGGCAUCCUGGCAGAAUUGCAUCCGAACCCCCUCUGGCCUCGCUUUCUGGCUCCCAGGACUGGAUGUCAGAGGGAGCGAGGGGUGGGAGUUUGCCCAGCUGGUGUGCGGUCCUAAUUUAGGGCCGCAUUGUUCUCAAAACAGCAGUUACAGGCCCAAAAAAUGCGGCUGGCAUACACAAGGAGCUCCCCUUACGGUGGUUCUCUGCCAGACGUGAACCAGAUUGGCUGUGGCCUGGCUGAGUUCCAGAGCCCCCUGCACUCACCUUUGGAUUCGUCCCGGAGUACUCGGCACCAUGGGCUGGUGGAGCGGGUACAGCGAGAUCCCCGAAGAAUGGUGUCCCCCCUCCGUCGCUACCCCCGCCACAUUGACAGCUCUCCAUACAGUCCUGCCUACUUAUCUCCUCCCCCGGAGUCCAGCUGGCGGAGGACAAUGCCCUGGGGCAGUUUCCCUGCAGAGAAGGGGCAGUUGUUCCGACUACCAUCAGCACUUAACAGGACAAGCUCUGACUCUGCCCUUCACACAAGCGUGAUGAACCCCAGCCCUCAGAACACUUAUCCAGGCCCGGCACCCCCCAGCAUCCUGCCCGGCCGCCGUGCAGCCAACUCCACCGCGUCCUUUGCAGGUUAUCUGGAUGGUGAGAUGGACUCCAAAGUCCCUGCUAUUGAGGAGAACUUGCUAGAUGAAAAGCAUUUGCUGAAGCCCUGGGAUGCUAAGAAGCUCUCCUCCUCCUCCUCCUCCUCCUCCCGACCUCGGUCCUGUGAAGUCCCUGGAAUUAACAUCUUUCCAUCUCCUGACCAGCCUGCCAAUGUGCCUGUCCUCCCACCUGCCAUGAACACGGGAGGCUCCCUACCUGACCUCACCAACCUGCACUUUCCCCCACCUCUGCCUACCCCCCUGGACCCAGAGGAGACAGCCUACCCCAGCCUGAGCGGGGCCAACAGUACCUCCAAUUUGACCCACACCAUGACCCACCUGGGCAUCAGCGGAGGCCUGGGCCUGGGCCCAGGCUAUGAUGUGCCAGGACUCCACUCACCUCUCAGCCACCCGUCCUUGCAGUCCUCCCUAAGCAACCCCAACCUCCAGGCCUCCCUGAGCAGUCCUCAGCCCCAGCUCCAGGGCUCCCACAGUCACCCCUCACUGCCCGCCUCCUCCUUGGCCCGCCACGCACUGCCCAGCACCUCCCUGGGCCACCCCUCGCUCAGUGCCCCAGCCCUUUCCUCCUCCUCUUCCUCCUCCUCCGCUUCAUCUCCUGUGCUGGGUGCCCCCCCUUACCCAGCCUCUACCCCUGGGGCCUCCCCCCGCCACCGCCGUGUGCCCCUCAGCCCCUUGAGUUUGCCCGCGGGCCCAGUCGACGCCAGAAGGCCCCAACAGCAGCUGCCCAAACAGUUUUCGCCAACAAUGUCACCCACCUUGUCUUCCAUCACUCAGGGCGUCCCCCUGGACACCAGUAAACUGCCCACUGACCAGCGGCUGCCUCCAUACCCGUACAGCCCCCCAGGUCUGGUUCUGCCUACCCAGCCACCCGCCCCAAAGCCUGUGCAGCAGCCAGGGCUGCCCCCUCCGGCCUGCUCAGUGCAGCCCUCAGGUGGGCAGCCCCCAGGCCGGCAGCCGCACUACGGGACACUGUACCCACCCAGCUCCAGUGGGCAUGGGCAGCAGUCUUACCACCGGUCAAUGAAUGACUUCAGCCUGGGGAAUCUGGAACAGUUCAGCAUGGAGAGCCCAUCAACCAGCCUGGGGCUGGUUCCCUCUGGCUUUUCCGAAGGGUCUGGAUUUUUAGGGGGUGAGGGGCCAGUGAGUGGCCUCCAGGACCCCCAUGCCCUCAACCACCAGAACUUGACCCACUGUUCCCGCCAUGGCUCAGGGCCUAACAUCAUCCUCACAGGAGACUCCUCCCCGGGCUUCUCUAAGGAGAUUGCAGCGGCCCUGGCCGGAGUGCCUGGCUUCGAGGUGUCAGCCGCUGGGCUGGAGCUGGGGCUGGGGCUGGAGGAGGAGCUGCGCAUGGAGCCACUGGGCCUGGAAGGGCUCAACAUGCUGAGCGACCCCUGUGCCCUGCUGCCCGAUCCCGCUGUGGAGGAUUCAUUCCGCAGUGACCGGCUACAGUGAGGGCACGCGUCCCCAUCCCUCUUCUCAGCCCCGUUCCCCGUCACUGUCCCUUCCUCCCUUCCCCCUGGCCAGUAGAGACUCCACUCUCUGCCCUUAGAUCCUCUUUCUAACAUGAAUGAGAGAAAGCCAGGGGUUUGUCCAGGCGGCCCCUGAAUUCUGCACAAGGGGUGGGCCCGGGGAGGUCAAGGGAGGGCCUAAAGCACUUGUAACUUUGAACCGUCUGUCUGGAGGUCAGAGCCUGUUGGAGAAAGCGGGGGGUAGAGGGGAGCCCCGGAGGCAGGGCUAGUCCGGAUGCCUAGGGGUGGGCAGUGCCAGCCCCUCCUCACCACUCUUCCCCUUGCAAUGGAGGAUAGAGCCAGAGUGGAUAUUAUUUUUUAUUAAAUAUAUUAUAUGUUAAUAAAAAAAUCGUAUCAAA